Notothenia coriiceps (black rockcod) is the source of this 1527-nucleotide messenger RNA. It is a transcript of the gene czib, whose product is annotated as CXXC motif containing zinc binding protein. Gene Ontology annotation, molecular function: zinc ion binding. The transcript has 8 exons. The record is from RefSeq and is a predicted model, not a curated record. Lineage: Eukaryota; Metazoa; Chordata; Actinopteri; Perciformes; Nototheniidae. The coding region runs from base 67 to 549 and encodes 160 amino acids.
UCCUUUUUUACUCAGAAGCCAGAAUUUACGAGGGGUACCUGAAGACGGCAGUAGGGGAGAUCCAAGAUGGUGAAAUUUGGACUCCAGUUCAAAGCCACUUUGGAGAAUGUCACCAAUGUGAAACCAUUGUGCGACGACUUCCGGUGGUUUCUAAAGCUGAAGUGUGGAAACUGCGGAGAGAUCCCAGAUAAAUGGCAGUAUAUAACCCAAGUGGAGAGUGUGCCACUAAAAGGAGGAAGAGGCAGUGCCAGUAUGGUGCAGAAAUGUAAACUCUGUUCCAGGGAAAAUUCAAUUGAUAUCCUUGGAGAUACAAUCACACCAUAUAAUGAAGAAAACAGUGAAAGAUUCAAGACGAUGGUGCAGUUUGAAUGUCGAGGUCUGGAGCCCAUUGACUUCCAACCUCAAGCUGGCUUCGCAGCACAGGGGGCAGAGUCUGGAACAACGUUUCUGGAAGUCAACCUGCUAGAAAAAGACUGGACAGACUAUGAUGAGAGAGUCAACGAGUCGGUGGGAAUAUAUGAAGUCACACAUCAGUUCAUCAAGUGUUGAUGUCAUCAUGCGCGAAGCCUCAGAGGGGGAGUUUGAACACUACAGCCAAAUAUCCCCAGGCCAAUUGCUAGCAUCAAGGAUGCUUCAUAUGCUGAGGUUGGAUUGAUGAUGAACAUUAAAGGCUGUGGAAUGAUACCACAGCGUGUCCAUACACAUUUUGGAUUAAUCAAUGUUUUUUUUCACUGCCUCAGUAAAAAUGAAAGGUGUACAUUUUGAGUUAAGCUUUUUCUUUGCAAAUGUGAGUGUCACGUUUAAAUAUCAGUAGGUGUAUUAAACCAAUACCAAUAUACAAGACACAAAAAAAGCCCAGAACAUCAUAAAAAGGCUGUAGAAACUGAAAUGUCUUUAAAUGAAGACUGAUCAAAAUGAUUGAUUUACAUCCCAAGUUGUGAAAAUGCACGACUUGAGCUGAUAAAAAAGAACAGAAAAUGAUUGUUAACCUGCGCCUGAUCUACCUGACGGACAGACCCCAGGCUGUGCAGGGUGGGAAACAUCACAUCCUCCACCCUGAUCCUCAAUACUGGAGCCCCUCGGCCUGGUACGGCAGCUGCACCGCCCUCAAUCGUAAGGCUUUACAGAGGGUGGUGAAAACUGCACAGCACAUCACCAGGACGGAGCUGCCAUCCAUGGAGGACCUUUACUCCCAGCGGCUCAGGAUGAAAGCCCUCAGGAUUACAAAGACCCCCAUCACCCCAGCCACAAACUGUUCAGCCUGCUGCCGUCUGGCAGGCGGUACCGCAGCAUCGGGUCUAAAACCACCAGAUCCAGAGACAGCUUCAUCCCACAGGCCAUACAACUAUAUAACACCUGAGGUUGCACUAUUUGUAUUUUAUUUGUUUGUUAUAUGUUUUUUAUAUAUUUGUUUUUAUUUCUUGUAAAUUGCACUGUUGAGGAACAUGCGAUCUAAGUUGUUCAUGGAUUACAUAACUACACCGUAGUUGUGUACAUAAUUUAUAUGGCAAUACAACUUUGAAUCUU